This is a messenger RNA of Closterium sp. NIES-65, 9249 nucleotides long. The record is from the annotation of a GenBank genome assembly. Lineage: Eukaryota; Viridiplantae; Streptophyta; Zygnematophyceae; Desmidiales; Closteriaceae.
AUGCUGCGCAUCACGACGAGCGCCGACCGCGGCGGCAAGGGCGGAACAGACGCGACAGACGACGGGGCUGCCACCUCCCCCUCCCCGUCGCUUUCCCCCUCGCCUUCCCCUUUAUCCCCCGCGCUUUCCCCUUUCUCCCCCACGCCUCCGCCGUUCUCCCCGUCGUCCGCGUCCGCGCAAAUCAGCCGGCGCCGGCUGCACAUGAGCUACGACUUCGACGGGGAGAGCAGCAGCGGCGGGGAGGGCGGCGCAGGCGGAAGCGGAAGCGCGCGUCGAGUGCGGCAGGGGCACCGCAGCUUCUCCCACCGCUCCGGAGUGCUCUCCCCUCCCGAUACUUCCUCCUUAGGAUCGCCCGCCCCCGCCGCCAGGCCCGCCAGUCCCCUGGGCAGUCCGCGCAGAAGCGCGAUUGGGGGGCUUGGCGCGCUUGUAGAGGGUGGGGGCGGGGAGGCGGGAUUGGCGCUCAGGCCCUUGCGGCUGGGGAAGGGGAGUCCAGGCGGGGGCGCCGCAGUCGGACCUGCCGAAAGGUCAGUGGUGAGGAGGGUCGGCGGAGACGGGGGAACAGGCGCAGAGCUGCGUGAUAGCGGUGGCGCGGGGGAAGAGAGCCGGCGGAGUGGGGCGGGUUUAGGUAGUGAGGCUAGGGUGGGGGAGGAAGGGAGCGAGGUGGGCGCAGUCGGUGCCAGGGGCGAGGCUGCGCGGAGUGAUGUGCUCGCGGGGGCGCAAGAGGCGCGGGCGCAAGGUCAAGCGAAAGAGCAAGCGCGUGACGGGACAGCAGCAGCGGCAGCAGGCGCCCUCGGAACGCCCAAGUCCGCCCCCGCGUCCCCCAGCUGGCUGGGCGGGUGGGCGGGCCUGCUGCUGGGCGCAGGCGGGGGGGAGGCGGGCGUGGCGGAAGAGGGGAAGGGGGAGGCGGGCAAGGGGCAGGAUGGUGCAGGUAGAGCGGGCGGGCUGAGCUUGCUGUCCCCGUUCGCGUGGAAGGGAGGCAGGAUGUGGGGGGACGGCGGUAAGGGGAAGGGAGGGGAGGGGACGGGGGAAGGGGAUGGGACGAAGCAGGGGGAGGGAAGAGCGGGCGGUGAGGAGAAGGCAGCAGGCGGGGAGAAUGAAGGAGGGGGCAUGGGAGAGGCGCAGGGCUGGGGGGGACAGGAGCGCGCAGGGGAGGGAGACGAGCGGGAAGCAGAGGAAGGGAGGAAAGAGGAAGCAGGGGAGGCGGAACGGGAAGGCGUGAGGAAUGGGGAAGGGGAAGAAGAUGAGGAGCGUGCUUUGGAAAGAGGGGCGAGCAGUGGUGAUGCGCGGAGCAGGAGCGUGGAGGGCAGGGGCCAAGGGAAGGGAGCGGCUGACCAUGACAGUGACUUUGCGUUCCGAGCAGCGCAGUGGGGCGACGGUGGGGGUGGGCUACGGGAUGGGGGUGUGGGGGUGGUGGCGCAGGAUGGUGGGGUGAUGCGGGAUGGUGGGGUGUUACGGGAUGGUAUGGGGAUGGAUAAUGUUUAUAAUCCAAAUACGGAUGACUCUGAUAGCGAGGAUAUAUGGAGAAGUUGCAAAACAGAGCUAGGUGAACACGAGAAGGUGGAUAGCGAUGAUAGUGGCAGCAGCGAGCAAGCUAGUAACGAGAAUAGAGGGAACGUUGAGGCUCAUAGCGAUGGCAGUGGGCUGCUUGAGGGAGCCAAUAGUGAGGACGCUGGUAGUGAGGAAGCUAGUAGUGAGGACAGUGAGAGUGACGAGACUAGUAUGACGGAUGCUGAAAGUGAGAGUGAGAGAAGGGAGCAAAGGGAGCAAGACGGGGGGCAUGAAGGGUGUGGGGAGAGUGAGGGAGCAGUGGAUGGGGACGGGCGGGCAGGGCUUGAUGCCGAGAAGGGUGGGAGAGAGCUGGCUGCGGGGGAGGAACGAGAGGAAGAGGAGGAAAGCGAGGACGAUGAACGGACGGAGCAAGAGGAGGAGACAGAAGCACAGGGCGCGGCGGGGAAAGGGGAGGCGGGCGAUGAGGAGAGAGGGGAGGAAGGAGGGGAGAAGGUAGAGAGUACUAGAGCCCCUGGUGCUUUAGGUGGUCUGGUUGGUGCUAGUAUUGGUGCUGAUGGUGGUGGUGGUGAGGAAGGGGGGAAUUCUAGGACAAACGAUAGUGAGAACAGCAGGGCAGGGGGUGGCAGUGUCAGGGACGGGUGUGAGGAAAGGAGGGGAGAGGGUGAGGAGAGAGGGGGUAGACUCGAGGAGGAACAGCAGGAGAGUGAGGAGGCAGGGGAGAAAGUCGAGGAGGGAGGGACGGAGAGUGAGGAGAGGGGGGAGAGGGAGGAGAGGGAGGAGAGGGAGGAGAGGGAGGAGAGGGAGGAGAGGGAGGAGAGGGAGGAAAAGGAGGAGAGGGAGGAGAGGGAGGAGAGGGAGGAGAGGGAGGAAAGGGAGGAGAGGGAGGAGAGGGAGGAGAGGGAGGAGAGGGAGGAGAGGGAGGAGAGGGAGGAAAGGGAGGAGAGGGAGGAGAGGGAGGAGAGGGAGGAGAGGGAGGAGAGGGAGGAGCAGUGGGUGGAACCCGUGGGUGGCGGGAACGAGGCAACAGCGACUGGAGUGAGGGUUGCUGUGGGUGGUGCUGGUGCGCAGAUACAGAGUGAGAGUGAACGCAGUGAGAGUGAGAGCAGUGAGAGUGAGAGCAGUGAGAGUGAGAGUGAGGGUGAGGAAAAGGAGAGGGAGAAAGAAGGUGAGAGUGAGGGGAGUGAGGGAGAGAGUGACAAUGAGGGGACUCAGGGAGAGAGUGAGAGUGAGAGGGAGGGUGAGAGUGAGAGGGACGAGGGAAUGGAAGGGCAAGUAGAGUGUGAGAGAGAGGGGUGUUUGAAGGGUGUUGAAGCAGCACCACCGGUGAAGGCUGCUGUGGGUGUUGUGGAGGGGGAAGAGGGUGGGGGCAGUGAGAGUGAGGGGUCUGGGAGUAAGAGUGAGAAUAAGAGUGCGGAGGGAGGGGAAGGGAAGGUGGAGCAUGGAAAGCAGGAGGAAGAGCCUUGGGCUGAUGUUGACGCCACAACAGUGGCUGCACCGAUGGGUGGAGUGGGUGGUGUGGAGCGGGAAGAGAGUGGGGGGAGUGAGAGUGAGAGUGAGGGUACUGAGAGGGAUAGUGGGAGUGAGAGCGAGAGUGAGAAUGAGGAGACUAAGGUUGGGGAGAUUGAGAAUAAAGAGAGUGGAAGUAAGUUGAGCGGGAGUGAGGGAAGUGAGAGUGAGGAGAGUGAGAGUGAGAGUGAGGGAGAGGAGGGGAAGGAAGGGCAGGUAGAGCAUGAGAAAGAGGGGACCUUAAAGGGUGCUGGAGCGACCACACCAGCUGCAGCGGUGGGUGGGGAUCAGGAACAGAGAGAGGGGAGCGAGAGCGAGAGCGAGAGUGAGGAGAGUGAGAGUGGGGUUGAGGGUGAGAGAGAGGAGGGGCAGGAAGGGCAGGUGGAGUAUGAGGAGGGGCAGGAAGGGCAGGUGGAGUAUGAGGAGGGGUCCUUAAAGGGUGUUGAAGCGACAGCGCCAGCUGCACUGGUGGCUGCUGCUGUGGGUGGUGUGGAGCAGGAACAGAGUGAGGGGAGCGAGGGUGAGAGUGAGAGUGAGAGUGAUAUUGAGAGUGUGGAAGAAGGGGACGGGAAGGUGGAGCAUGGGAAGGAGGGGGAGGGGCUCUUGAACGGUGUUGGAAUCACAGCAGCAGCUGCACCGAUGGUUGCUUUGUGUGGUGUGGAGCAGGAACAGAGUGAGGGGAGUGAAAGUGAGAGUGAGAUGGAAGGUGAGAGGGAGAGGGAGAGGGAGAGUGAAACUGAGGAGACUAAGGAGGGGACGUUGGAUGGUAUGGAGAGCUCAGCUCCCCCUUCUGGAUCGAUGGCUGCUGCUGUGGGUGGUAAGGGGCAGGGACAGAGUGAGGGGAGCGAGAGUGAGAGUGACAGCGACGAUGAGGACGGAGUGGAGGGGCAGGUAAAGUGCGGUACGGAGGGGUGCUUAGAUGACGAUGAAGUGGCAGCGCAAGCUGCACCGGCGGCUGCUGCCGUGGGUGGUGUGGGUGAGGAACAGAGUGAAGGGCGUGAUAGUGAGAGUGAAUACAGAGGUGAGAACGUAAUGGAGGCGCAGGUAGAGUGCAGUUCUGAGCGGUGCUUGGAUGAUGAUGCAGCAGCAGCGCCAGCUGCACUGGUGGCUGCUUCUGUGGGUGGUGUGGGGCAGGGACAGGGUGAGGGGCGUGAGAGCGAGGAGACCAAGGGUGGGGAGAUUAAGGACAAGGAGAGUGCGAGUAAGUUGGGCCAGAGUGAGGGACGUGAGAGUGAGGAGAGUGAGAGUGAGAGUGUAGAGAGUGAGAGUGAGAAUGGGAGUGUGAGUGAAGAAAGCGAGAGUCAGAGUGAGAGAGAGGAGAGUGCGAAUGAGAGUGAGAGAGAAGAGAGUGGGAUUGAAAGCAAGAAGGAGGAGAGUGGGAGUGAGGGAAGUGGAGAGAGACAAGGGGAUGCAGGGGAGAUGAUUGAACAGGAGAAGGAAGGUGGGGGGCACAAUAGCGGGUGGGGUGAGACGGACGGUGGGAGUGAGACUGGGAGUGAGAGUGAGAGUGAGAAUGUGAGCGAGGAUGAGACUGCCAGCCAUGCCACCUGCAGGGCUGAAGUACCAGAGAGUGCAGCAGUGCUGGAAGUGCUGAGUCCAGUCUUUGCUGCUGCGCCGCACAGCAGACCCGCCCUGCAGGCUCCCUGGGACGACGAUGACGGCGAUGGUGAGAGUGCUCGUGGCCUGGUUGCAGCUGUGGAUGCAGCGGGUGAGGGGGAGCAGCAUAGGGGGAGGAACGGGGGUAGGGAGGGUGCGGGGGCAGUGCAGGACAUGUUUGUAGCAGAGGAGCUGGCGGCUGAGGGCGUGGAGGAGGGGAUUGAGGUGGUGGAGAGUGAGGGAGUGGGGACAGCAGUGGGGGGUAAAGUAACGAGGGCGGCAGUGGAGAGUGAUAAAGGGAGGGCGGCAGCUGCAGUGCAGGACAUGUUUGUGGCAGACGAACUGGCGGCUGUGGGCGAGGAGGAGGAAGGGAGUGGGGAAGUGGAGGAGAGUGAGGGAGAGAAGGGGUCGGCAACGAAUGAGGGAGUGGGGGCGGCAUUGCAGGGUGAUGCAGCGAGGGUGGCAGUGCAGGAUAUGUUUGUGGCGGACGAGGUGGCUGCUCUGGAGGUGCAGAAAGGGAGCAGGGAAGUGGAGAGCGAGGGAGUGCGGGCGGCUGCAGUGGAGGGUGAUGGAGGGAAGGCGGCAGUGCAGGAUAUGUUUGUGGCGGACGAGUUAGUUGCUCUGGGUGCAGCGGAAGUGAGCAGGGAAGUGGAGAGCGAGGGGGAAAAGAUGGCACAUGCGAGUGAAGGGGUAUGGGCAGUAGGGACGGGUGAUAGAGUGAGGGCGGCAGUGGGGAGUGAUGAAGGGAGCACCGCAAUGCAGGACAUGUUUGUGGGCGGGGAACUGAUUACCCUGGGCAUGGAAGUACAAAGCAGGGCGGUAGAGAGGGAUGAAGAGAGGCGGGCAGUAAAGAAUCAGGGAGUGGGUACGGCAGUGGAGGAGGGAAAUGCAGUAAGGGGGCCAGGGCAGGACAUGUUUGUGGCGGGGGAACUUUCUGGCCUGGGGGUGGAGGACGGGAGUGGGACAGUGGAGAGGGAUGGAGAGGAAUGGGCGGUGCAGCACGAGGGAGUGAGAAUGCGAGCGGCGAGUGAGAGUGAGAGAGGCGAGAAGCAGGACAUGUUUGUGGAGGGCGAGCUGGUUGCCCUGGGCGUGAAGGAGGAAGGGGGUGUGAAAGUGGAGAGCGAGGGAGAGAAGAGGGCAGGGGAGAGGGCGGCAGGGCAGGACAUGUUUGUGGCGGGGGAGCUGGUUGCUCUAGGCGUGGAGGAAGGGAGUGGGAAAAUGGAGAAUGAGGGAGUGGGGGCAGCAGUGGCGAGUGGUGGAGGGAAGGCGGCAGUGCAGGAUAUGUUUGUAGAGGGGGAGCUUGCUGGGCUGGGCGUGGAGGAAGAAAGUGGGCCAGUGAAGAUUGAGGGGGAGAAGGACGCAGUAAGGACUGAGGGGCUGAGGGCGGUAGUGGGGAGUGAUGCAGGGUGGCUGGCAGUGGGGAGUGCUGAAGAGAGGGAGGCGGUGCAGGACAUGUUUGUGGAGGGGGAGCUUGCUGGGCUGGGCGUGGACCGGGAGGGUGGGGAGAUGGAGAGGCAUGACGGGGUGGGGGUGUCAGGCAGAGAGGUGGGGGUGGAGGGGCAUACAACCGCACAACCGGUAUCGCCUGCUGCUGCCGCUGUGGCUGCUGCAGCUGCUGCUUCCACUGCUGCAGCUGCUGCCUCUGUUCUUCCCAUUCUGGCCAGGCCCCACGCCCCCCACAGCCACGUCCCCCACGCCCCGCACGCGCCCCACACCCCCCUCAGCCCCCCCACGACGCCCAAGAGCGGUGUGAGUCCGAACGCGCGGCAGCGCAUGCAGCGGGCGGCGAGGAAGCUGCAGUUCGUCACGUUCCUGCGCUCGCACAUGGGGGGGAAGGCGGAGGGCGGGGUUGGUGGGACACACGUGGGGAACAUGGCGGAGGGUGGGGCGCACGUGGGGGGAAGGGUGGAGGGUGAGGCGCAGGUGGGGGGAAGAGCAGAGGGUGAGGCAGGUGGUGCGCAGGUGGGAGGCAGGGCGGAGCAUAGGACUGAUGAGGAGCGACGGAAUGACCUUGAAGUCAAACUGGAGAGAGAAGCGGGGGUGGGUUGGGACGGCCCUGUGGGUGGUGAGGGGGAGAGCUUGGUGGUUGGUGAGAGCACAGCGAGUGUGAUGGAGGCGAUGCAGCGUGCUGAUGGUUCUCUGGGUGGUGGGGCGGACAGCUCGAUAGGUGAUGGCGCCACAGCACGUGUUGAGGAUGCGGUUGAGCGAGGGGGAAGGCUGUCUCCGGUUGGAGAUGCACUGGAGUUGCGGGAGGGGGAUAGGGAGGAGAUGGGGGCCGAGGCAGCAAGGGGAGGGAGAGAGGGGUCGGAGAGUGAAGGGGAUCGGGAAGAGGGAGAAAUGGAGGAGAGGGAAGAAGGAAGUGCAGAAGGAGAAGGUGGAGAGAGGGAGGAGGGAGAAGGGAGGGAAGAGGAAAGAGAGGGGAGAGAAGAGGUGGGAGAGGGGAGGAAGGAGGGAGAGGGGAGGGACGACGAGGGAGAUGGGAGGAAAGGGGAGGGACUGGAGAAAGAGAGUGAAGGGAAAGGGGAAGUGGGAGGGGAGAGGGAGAGUAAAACGCGGAAAGAAGAGGAUGAAGGCAAGGUGAGUGAAGUGGAUGGAGAGAUUGGGGAGUGUGAGGUGGAGGAAAGAGAGAAAUAUGAGGAGGAGGAUUCAAGGGAUGAGCAUGCAGGGGGGAAUGGUGUGUGGAGCAAGGGAGAGGAGGCAGGGAGUGAGAGGCAUGUGACAGAAAAUUCAAGGGCAAGUGAGAGACGGCAGGUGGAACAGUAUAUUGAGAGCGGUGAGGCGGUGCUACAGGCGGAGGAGGGGAGUGAGAAGAAGCAAGAGGUAGAGAAGGAAGGGAGUGCUUCGCCUGCUCCUGAUUCCCCAGCAUUCAUUCCGGAGUUUCCCACCUUUGGAAUUGCUGUCUCCAGCAUUCCGCCUGCCCUCCCUCCCCCUCCUCCUCCUGCAGCAGCUGUCUUGAGGGUUGGCGAGAGCGAGGUGGGGAAGAGUGAAGGAGAGGGAGAGAGGGCGGAGAGUGUAGAGGAGGGAGGGGCGGGAGAGCAGGGGGAGAGUGAAGAGAAGGGAGAGCAUGCAGGGAAGGGGGAGAGUGAAGAGGAGGGAGAGGAGGGAAAGAAGGGAGCGAAUGAAGAGGAGGGAGGGGCAGGAGAGAAGGGGGAGAAUGAAGAGAAGGGAGAGGAAGGAGAGAAGGGGGAGAGUAAAGAGGGAGAGUUGGUUCGACAUGAGGGGAGUGCAGAGGGGGUUGAGGCGGGUGAGGGCGAUGGUGGUGUGGUUUCCCAGAGACCUGGUAAAGAGGGCGAGGAGUGGGUGGGACAGGAGGAGGGGCAGGUUGAAUGCGGAGGGGGUGCACAGCAAGUGGGGCAUGUAGAGAGGCGGGUGCCGGCAGAGGAUGACUCGAGGCAUGAUAGGCGCAGCACAGCAGGAGCAGCAGCAGUGGCGGGCGCAGGAGCAGCGGCAGCAGCAGCAGGAGCAACAGCGGCAGCAGCAGCAGGAGUGGUGCCCGGGGCACUGGAGCCUCUGCAAUCAGCUGACAAGCUGCCCACCUGGCAGCCAGCAGACCAAUCAGAAGACGCCGACACCUCACACGCUUUUACUACUGGCAUCUCCUCCUUCCCAAGUACCGAAGCUGCUUCUCACAGCGAGUCACUCUUUAACGUGGAUGUUACAUGCCCAUCCCUCUCAACCAAUGCUGCAUCUCCAUCGCUCUCCCUCGAUGCGGCAUCCCCAUCCAUCGGCUCUCCCGUUGUCGGUGCUGCUGCAUCUGCUGCCAUCUCCUCUCUCCCUCAAGACAAGAGCUCCACCCAUCACCCAAACUCCGCCUACCCUCCUUCCCCCACCCCCAUCUCCCCUCAUUCCCCCGCCUCGUCCUCUCCUCGCAUCAGUGAUGCUGGGUCCCCCACUUUAGUUCCUGACUCCCCCACCUUUGGGCUCACUGGUACUCCUGCCAUUGCCAGCCCCACUUCUGUUGCUGCCACAGCCGCUGCUGCUGCCGUUCUGGGUGACCUGAGCACGGACUCGCCCACAUUCACCCCGGAUUCACCAACCUUCGGGUUCGCUGCCCCCAGCGCUGCCAGUGCUGCCGCUGCUGCUGCUGCUGGCGGGUGGGGGAGUGUCUCUGCAACGGCUGCAGGCGCCCUCGGCGAUUCCUCCCCCCCCACUGUGGAUUUCUGGCGUGCUGACUCUGCUGAAUCUGCUGACUCUGUUGACUCUGCCGACUCGACUGCUCUCGAUCACGAUGCUCUUGAUGGGCGUGACUGUGAUGCCCCCAGCGCUGCCAAAGCCCACACAGAGGAUGCUGCAGCUGGAGACCUGCUGGCAGGAGUGGCAAUGCAGGAGGCAGAGCAGGCGGGGCAGCAGGAGGCAGAGCAGGGCGGGCAGGGAGGCGAGCGAGUGGAUUGCCUGAUUGAGGACUCGGUGCACUCCAUGCUCUUUGGGGUGGGCUCCUUCUCUAUCACCCUCUCUUACCACCCUCUCUUACCACCCUCUCUUACCACCCUCUCUUACCACCCUCUCUUACCACCCUCUCUACCACCCUCCACCACCCUCAUCCCCCUUCCCUUCCGUUCACCACUCUUCCCCCACCACCCUCCCCCUUCAUCACACGCCCUUCGCUGUUCCGCGCGACUAUCCUGCCCCCUCUCAUAG